This is a messenger RNA of Drosophila willistoni, 2067 nucleotides long. RefSeq names its product glycosylphosphatidylinositol anchor attachment 1 protein (gene GAA1). The transcript is spliced from 4 exons. The record is from RefSeq and is a predicted model, not a curated record. Gene Ontology annotation, biological process: attachment of GPI anchor to protein. Gene Ontology annotation, cellular component: GPI-anchor transamidase complex; membrane. Lineage: Eukaryota; Metazoa; Arthropoda; Insecta; Diptera; Drosophilidae. The coding region runs from base 54 to 2027 and encodes 657 amino acids.
GUAUUUUUUUGUAGCUAUAAGAGGAAGAAGAAGGAACACCACGCAAAAGUAAAAUGGGUUUACUUUCGGAUCCUUCGUUGCCCACCCAAAAUAAAUUUGUAGUCAGCCUUGCCAAGCAUGUGCGGAAGUUAUGCUACGCCAUAUAUUUAUUGGGCGUCGUCUGGUUCUGUUGCUUGGCCCUUCCCGAAUUUAACCAUAGCACAUAUCUAUCCGAGAACGCCCUCUCGCCAGGCUUGGUCUAUCCAGAGAUACGUAUAGAUGCACAUCGUUUGGCCGUACAACUGCUGGAGGAAUUGCAACGCGAGCGUCAGGAUCAUAGAUCAACAACGCCGCACGCUUGGAUAGCGGCAAAGUUCCGUGAAUUAGGUCUAGAGACGCACAUUCAUAAUUAUACGUUGCGCUAUCCAUUCGGUGGUGGCAAAGAGUUUCAUGGAAAGAAUGUCUAUGGCAUAUUAAGAGCACCGCGCAUUGGUUCUACUGAGGGCGUGGUCUUCUCUGCCCCAUAUCGUGCACCCAGUUCGGUGCAUGUGGAUUUGGCACCAAGUGUGCCAUUAUUAAUGGCAUUUGCUGACUUUGCCAGACGCAAAAACUAUUGGGCGAAGGAUUUAAUAUUUUUGGUCACCGAGCAAGAACAAUUGGGCAUGCAGGCUUGGCUAGAGGCCUAUCAUGAGGGUGAUAGAUCUGAUGAUGGGCUUUCGGCCAACAAGUACUUGUGGGCUGGGAAUUUACCAGCCCGCGCUGGUUCUCUGCAAGCAGCUCUUAAUAUAGAAGUCCAGGAUCUUAGUGAUAUCGAAUAUGUCGAUGUGAAGAUUGAGGGACUCAAUGGGAAAUUACCAAAUUUGGAUAUGUUCAAUCUGGUGCAAAGAAUAAUGGCCAAGGAGGGGCUCACUUCGGGCUACAAGCAGGCACAUAAGCAGCAACUGUUAAAGAAAAGACGACGUCAAUCAUCAUCCAACUAUGAACUGAAUUUGCAACGCAUGGUCACAAUGUUAUUGAGUCAAAGCUCUGGUGUGCCCACUGGUAAUCAUGGACUCUUUCAUCGUUAUCGCAUCGAUGCUCUUACCAUAACGGCCAGCAAGAGGCAACAGAGUCACCACAAAUCAAACUCAAAUUCAGCUGCAGCCCUGCUAAAGGCCAUUGAGGGCAUUGCAAGAAGUUUAAACAAUUUGCUUGAGCGUUUCCAUCAGAGUUUCUUCUUCUAUGUGAUUAUUAAUAAUGAUCGUUAUAUAUCAAUUGGCGAUUAUAUGCCUGCUCUAAUGGCCAUGGUGGCCAGUAUUUUUAUCAAGGCAUAUUUAACUUGGUCUAGCCUUGCAUCAGCGGGCAAACCCACGCCCUAUGGCUCUGUGAUGAUAUAUCUAACUGCCAGUCUAAUGAUUGGGUAUUUAGGAAAUGUUCUGCCAUUGCAACCAUAUUUUCUGGAAUUACCAUUAAGUGCAGCUCCACUUACGACCUGCACCGUGGCCUCGCUGACCAUUAUUGGUAUAGUAAUGCCCUUUGUAGUCAUUUUACCACCAGGUGGCUUGGAGUUACUUCACAUUGCUCUCCUGCUCAUCUAUGGCUGCUCACUGAUAGUUAUCGGCUUGCUAAACUUUGCACUGGGCUUCUUUGUGGGAUUGGUUACAGUACCGCUGAUCAUAGCCCUGAAUCCAAUAGAGCAACAGAAAACCAAUCCAUUGUCCUUUAUCACAUUCCUACUGAAUCCUCUUAUUGUGAUCUAUGGCAUUGUUCUAGUUAUGACGUUCUAUCAGUUUCCCGAACUAUCCAUUCAGAAUAUAUUGCUUAGAGCAGCUUCAGCUUCAAUGGAUGCCUCCGCUUUUGCACUAAUUGAUUCUGUGAUCUAUGGCAAUUGGUUAUAUUUUGCCGUUUGUACAGCAUUUCUACCCUUAUGGAUUGUCACCUGGAGUUUGGCUUUAAGUAAGAGACGUCUUAUCUUUAGGCAUAUUGAUGAGGAUAUGGAGGAUCUAGACGAAAUAGAUGGAUUACUUGAAGAAGACGCUGCAGACCAAAACAAGUUAAAAACUAACUAAAUGAAAUUAUAGCAUUAUCAUAAAAAAAAUAUUACAAUUC